UCUGUGGCGGCAACACAUCAAACAAACAUUAUGGAAAAUGCGCUAUUUUCUAAUGUGCAAAAGUUAUAUGAUAAUGGUUUAUACGAAUGCGUGAUACCGGCGGCAAGCCUUUUGUCGACAGUGCUGCAAAAUGAUCGAAAUGUGGCGACUCUGGAGAUGGAAUACCAAACGAUGCUGUAUCUGAGCAGCGCCAACUACAAGGAGCGCAAUUAUCGCAUGGCCUGCAAUCAACUGGAGGCUGUUGUCCUGCAGCGCAAGGCAAUGUUGAGAUACAAGAGCAGCCACCUGUCGGCCAUCGAAGUCUCCUACACGCAGUUCCAGGAUGUCGAGUUGCGUUACCGAAUUGCCGUCUGCUAUAAGGAACUGGGCGAAUAUAGCAUGGCAAUUAGCACCUUGCAGGCGGUCAAAUCACGAACGCCACGCCUCAAUAUGCUGCUUGCCCGCCUCCUUCACCAUCAUGGACGGGGUGUGAGCAAGAGCGAGACAGCUUUGGCAUUCAAGGAUGUGCUGCGGGAAUGUCCCAUGUCGCUGACAGCGAUUGAGGCGCUCAUUGAGCUGGGCAUCGAUGGCAGCGAGGUGCAUUCCAUGGUGGUUAAUGCCUCCCCGUUACCCAAGAACAUUGAAUGGCUGAGCAGCUGGAUCAAGGCGCAUGCCCAAAUGUAUGGAUGCAAGCAUCUGGAGGCGGCCAAGACAUUCCAACAGCUUAACGAUACCACAAUGCUGCGACAGAACGAACAUUUGCUCACAAACAUUGGCAAGUGUUUGUAUUAUUAUGGGAAUUUCACACAGGCCGAGCAGUACCUGGCCAUGGCAGCUAUGAUUAAUCCACACAAUAUGAAUGCACUAUGUCCACUGUCUGUGGUAUAUGGAUUCAACAGCAAGAAGAAACCGGAACAGGAGAAACUGAUCACACCAACGAGAAUACGAGGCAAUGGGGAAUUCAGUUCAUCACAUUGGUUCCUCUACUCACAGCUCUCGUACAUGAGCUCCAAGUAUGAGCGGGCAUUGAUCUUCGCGGAGCGAGCUCUGUCCAUCGAUCCGCGCAACAUUGAGGCACUGCUGCUGCGUGGCAAGCUCUUUGGUGGAUUGGGACGACACAAGGAGGCCAUCGAUGUGUUUCGCACUGCACAGUGUUUGGCACCAUAUCGCUUUGAGGUCUACAAAGGAUUAUUGGCUUGCUAUAUACGGCUCAAGCGUUCCAAGGAGGCCCAGGUGAUAUGUGUCCUAGCUGUGCGCUAUUUUCGCACAUCGCCACGCAGCUAUACAAUGUUUGGCGGCACAUUGUUCCAUUCAUCCGAUCCGGAUGCCAAGAAGAGCGCCAAGAGAUUAGUGGAGAAGGCCCUGCAAAUUGAUGAACAUUAUGCACCGGGCAUCGCCUUGUUGGCGGGCAUCUUUCAGCAUGAAGGAGCUUCACAGGACGCCAUUGGAUUGCUGCGCAAGCAGGUCUCCAAUUAUCCGCAUCCCAAACUGUUUGCCAUGCUGGCCGAAUUGCUCAGUGUGGAAAAGGAUCUCGAUGGUGCAUUGCACUUCUUCACAUUGGCUUUAAGGCUCGAGCCUACUUUCCGGCGUGCUUUGGAGGGUGUUAACGCUUUGACGAAGGCGGCACGCAGCAGCAAUGUGGCAAGUAAACCCAGUGACGCCAGCAGCGGCAGCGGCUGUGGCAGCAGCAGUUCCAGCACAAAUGUGGCAGGCAGCGGCAGCACAGUUACCGCUAUGGCAACGCCAUGUGGCACCCCGAAUCAUGAAUGGUUGCUGGACUGUGAGGAGAUGUCCAACGAUGUAUUGGAGCUGUCAUCGCCCGCUGUGCCGCAGGAGGAUGCCGAAUCGGAUGCUUUCUCCGAACCCUUCUGGCAGGAUGUCGAUGGGGAGAUGACAAACUGAUUUGAUUUCCAAAACAUGUUUAGCUUAAGCUCGAAUUUAUCUAUUUAUUUAUCCAACUG
Molecule: messenger RNA, 1940 nt
Organism: Drosophila innubila
Lineage: Eukaryota; Metazoa; Arthropoda; Insecta; Diptera; Drosophilidae
Gene: APC7
Product: anaphase-promoting complex subunit 7
Exons: 4
Coding region: 31-1881 (616 amino acids)
Biological process (GO): cell division
Molecular function (GO): protein binding
Source: RefSeq, a predicted model, not a curated record